UUUACAGAGCAGACGCUGAGACGACAAGUUAGACCAUGCGAAUUGCCAACGCUCGAAUAUUAUCAUCAUUAUAAUACCAUCAAAAUCGCUACUUCCAUUUUUUAGUACUCCUAAAAUAUACUGAUUUCAAAUCGAGAGAUAUUCCCUCACUCCCAAAAAUUUCUCAGAUCUUCUUCAUACUUUGCAUCACUAAUUCGAUGUCGACUACGUGUAGAUUAGGGUUUAUUUGUUGGGUAUUAAUUGUAUCGAUAUUGCUUGGAUUUGAUGGAGCUUUGGGAUCUCAGAAUUCAGAUGAAGCUUACGUCACGCUUCUCUACGGUGAUGAAUUCCUGCUCGGCGUCCGAGUCUUGGGUAAGUCGAUUCGGGACACGGGUUCUAACAAGGAUAUGGUUGCUUUGGUCUCUGAUGGAGUUUCCGACUAUGCUAAAAAGCUGCUUCAGGCUGAUGCUUGGAUUGUGAAAACAAUUAGUUUACUGGAAAAUCCCAAUCAAAUACGCCCAACAAGAUUUUGGGGCGUCUAUACGAAGCUUAAAAUAUUUGACAUGACUGACUACAAAAAAGUGGUGUACCUUGAUGCUGAUACAAUCGUAGUGAAGAACAUUGAAGAUCUUUUCAAGUGUAAUAAGUUUUGUGCCAACUUAAAGCAUUCAGAAAGAUUGAAUUCUGGAGUGAUGGUGGUUGAACCAUCAGAAAAAGUAUUCAAGGACAUGUCGAGCAAAAUAAACACAAUGUACUCUUACACUGGAGGUGACCAAGGAUUUCUGAACUCAUAUUUCCCUGACUUUGCCAAUGCACGCCUAUUUGAUCCUCAGGCUUCCCCAGAGGAAAUAAAGUCUAGACCCAUACCUCAAAUGGAGAGACUUUCUACUUUAUACAAUGCAGAUGUUGGUCUUUACAUGCUUGCUAACAAGUGGAUGGUAGAUGAGAAAGAACUCCGUGUUAUUCAUUACACACUUGGUCCCCUUAAACCUUGGGACUGGUGGACUCAUUGGCUUGUUAAACCUGUUGAUGUCUGGCAGAACGCUCGGGUAGAGCUUGAGGAAACUCUUCCAGGAACUGGAGGGGGUCAAAAUCCAAAUGAAGAUCUUCUAGUCAAAUUUCUUAUUCUGCUUCCACUUGUAUUCUUUGGUUUCUGUUAUUACCGCUCAUCCUCACAGACACGACCAUUGAUUGAUCAUCUCAGAAACCUGUACUAUAAGUUAAGAUCUGGAGGUGUAAUUGGUUAUUCUUCUGUCACUUCCACCACCAUCAGCUCAAAUCAACAGAUUCCUAAUGCAGCUCUGGGCAAAAUUCCUACUUUUCUGGGUGCAAUCUCGGUGGUCGUUUGCUUUAUGGCUGCUCUAGUUUCCCUUGCACUUUCAUUUUCUAUUGUGCCUUCACAAGUUAUGCCAUGGACUGGUUUGCUCCUUGUGUAUGAAUGGACAUUCACAAUAUUCUUCUUAUUGUUCGGAAGUUAUCUAUACAUAAUCCGUCAAUGGGGAAAGCAUGUGGCCCGUCAAUCAUCUUUCCUUUCACAUCCUGAAUCUUCAGAUUAUGAUUCUGGAAAAGGUCAUGUGCGACAAUUGUCAUCAUGCGAUGUUUCUACUUGGUAUUAUGGGUUAGGGAUGGCAUCUCUUGCCCUGGCAAUUCCUCUGCUACCUUGUUUCCUUGGAAUUACUGCUCUAUUUAUGAGGUUAGGUUUGAUGGUAGCAGUAGGCAUUGUGUUGGCAUCGUUUAUGACAUGUGCUUCACAACACCUUUCCAUGAGAGCAUUUCUGAGAGGCAUUGAAGACAGGGGGGAUUCACCCAGGACCAUCCAGAAUUUUUGCUCUAUCUGCUAGUCUGCCCCACUAAUUUUGUUGUAAGCUAAUUAGCAACAAUUAGCUAGUCUUCUUAUUCUUCUUCUUCCUCAUCUCUCUCUCUUUAUAAUUAUGUGUUUAUCAUCUGUAAUUUAUGGCUAAAACAUUCUUUCAGUUGUAUAUUGCACAACCUUUUUCAUUGGAGAAUUAAUUACCUUUGACAUGAGACGUAUGUAGGGCUUAUUGUGCUCGUAUUGUAUCAUGUUGGUACCAGGACGCUCGCCUUGUGCUGUGGUACCAACCGUGUCUGGUAUGAUAAACACACGCUCGCGUUGUGUUGUGAUAUGAAUAUUGAAAUAUUUAUGUAUUUAGCAGUUUUGGGUUUGUA
Messenger RNA from Salvia hispanica, 2166 nucleotides. Its product is annotated as inositol phosphorylceramide glucuronosyltransferase 1. The record is from RefSeq and is a predicted model, not a curated record. Gene Ontology annotation, molecular function: glycosyltransferase activity. NCBI's taxonomy places the organism in Eukaryota, Viridiplantae, Streptophyta, Magnoliopsida, Lamiales, Lamiaceae.